Molecule: messenger RNA, 1176 nt
Organism: Aureobasidium subglaciale EXF-2481
Lineage: Eukaryota; Fungi; Ascomycota; Dothideomycetes; Dothideales; Saccotheciaceae
Product: glycosyltransferase family 32 protein
Exons: 2
Coding region: 1-1176 (391 amino acids)
Biological process (GO): protein N-linked glycosylation
Cellular component (GO): mannan polymerase complex
Molecular function (GO): alpha-1,6-mannosyltransferase activity
Source: RefSeq, a predicted model, not a curated record
AUGUUCACCUUCAAACGGGCCUUGUUGACGGCCGUCGUCGUACUGGCCUUCUUCAUAUUGCUCAGGGGAUCACAAUCGCAACCAACGGCAGCUGCCUUUAAUGUCAAUUCGCCAAAGCCAACCGGCUCAUAUUCAGAAAACCGCAAAAUCCAGAUCCAACCACCAGCGGCCGCAAUGGCCUCGCGACCAGCCACAUCUCAGAGCUCGACGACGCCGGCCGUCGCCGAGGAAUUGAAGGCAGAGAGCAACUACAAGAAAGAGCGUCCGCAAAUAUCCCUGCAAGAUCUGCAUGCUAUGCCGUUACGACAGCAGCUGGCCUACCAAUUCCCUUACGACCCAGAGAGCAAGUUCCCUGCUUACAUCUGGCAAACCUGGAAGACGACUCCUGCGUCUGGUGACUUUGAGGAAGACUUCCGUCCAGGCGAGGCUGCUUGGUCAGAGCUGCACCCUACCUUUGUUCACGAGGUCAUUACCGACGAUGUCGCCGCCCACCUGAUCCGCCAUUUGUACGCCGCCGUACCCGAUGUUGUAGCUGCCUACGAUGCCAUGCCCGUCCCCGUGCUCAAGGCCGAUUUCUUCCGCUACCUGAUUCUACUGGCAAGAGGAGGCAUCUACUCAGAUAUCGAUACACGCGCCCUCAAGAGUGCCACCGAAUGGGUGCCCUCAGACGUACCGCGCUCCAGCUACGGCAUGGUCAUUGGCAUUGAAGCCGACCCAGACCGUCCGGAUUGGCAUGAUUGGUACUCGCGUCGUAUUCAAUUCUGCCAAUGGACAAUCCAGUCGAAACCCGGACACCCCAUCCUCCGCGACUUGGUGGCCACCAUUGCUCACGAAACCCUGCGUCGCAAGGAAGCUGGCAAACUCACAAAGUCAAGCAUUGAUUCAAUUGUCGAGUUUACUGGUCCCGCCAUCUGGACCGAUGCUGUUUUCGCCUUUUUCAACGACCCCGACUACUUUGACAUGUCAACGAGUAAAGGCAACAUUUCUUGGGAACAUUUCACCGGCAUCACUCAAGCCAAGAAGGUCGGCGAUGUUGUUGUUCUGCCCAUCACAAGUUUCAGCCCUGGUGUUGGACAAAUGGGCGCUGGCGACGAUGACGACCCAAUGGCCUUCGUGAAGCACAACUUUGAAGGCUCCUGGAAACCCGAAAGCGAACGCCACAUUGGCGAAUCAUAG